Molecule: messenger RNA, 1428 nt
Organism: Hyaloscypha bicolor E
Lineage: Eukaryota; Fungi; Ascomycota; Leotiomycetes; Helotiales; Hyaloscyphaceae
Exons: 1
Source: RefSeq, a predicted model, not a curated record
AUGGGGAUCUCUCGUGGGCUGCCGUUGGGGCUCGGCGCAUUGGCGGUGUCGAGUGGGGCCGUCAUGUUAACUUUCGACAUCAUAUUCGCCGUUACCCUGUCUCAAAGUUCUUCCGCGGCCAAGGCCAAUGUGGUGGCCAUAGUCGCGUCGGUACUCAAUUCGAUUGCGGUUGCUCUGUUAUUACUACUGCUGGCCAGGCAGAUCCGGUAUCGUAACGGAGCACACAUUCAAGAUUUCGGACAUGGCAGACAACACACAUACUUGUUGGCUGGAUUUGCGGGAGUGUUCGGUACUCUGUCUGCCGUCGCUUCAGCAGUGCUGCUGGGGAUCAUGAGGAAUCAGCAGGCUAAUCCCCCGAAGAGGAUCAUCCAUUCAUCCACCCAGAGCUUGGUCACUGGAGCUUUCAUCGGCUGGGCAAUUUCUCUGCUCUCCCAGGCUGUGUUCAUCAUCUGCAUGGUCAUCAUCCAACGGAAAGAUUUCCAGCAACAAAUCCAACCUUACCAUAUUGGAGCACCAAGCGAAGCUUUCCCAGAGAUGCAAGAGUCGUCAAGACAGGGGGCUUCAAGUGCCCAAGCGAACCACAGCCAUCGUGGAACACCAUCGAUGGAGUCGAGAUCUCCUCCUCCUUCCAGCGGUCGAUCCCGAGCUGGCUCUGAUACUGUGUCGUCUUUCCGGUCUUCCUGGUCCCAAGUUGUCCGACCAAUCAACUCGAAGACCAAAUUGAUCCAGCAUAGCCACAAAACUCAUCAUCGGCCACCAUCCAUUGAAUCCAACCACCGCGAAAGAAGCAUAUCUGUAGAGGAUGGCUUUGACUCUUGGGAUACAUCUGGUGUGGAUGCGCAAUCGCGACAAGCUGUUGAAUCGGCGUCGCCAACUCCCCAACGAUUUCUCGAGACCAUUCCAGCCAGUCCUACAACGAGUAGAAGUGCAAGUCCUGGUUUCCCUCUCGACUUGGAGCCUCCAAAGGCGAGGAAAAGGAGUCGAAGUUACAGCCCCGCCAACAGCUCCAGGGAAAUGCCAAGGUCUGUGCGGCAGUCGAGUCCGACAGAGAGCAACCACGAGGCUCACAUCCAUCCCCUCUUCCGAACCGACUCACCCACUCCUCCUCCGGCAGCUACUCCAGGAACGAUUGUGACCGCAGCCCCUGGAGCAGGGCAGGUAAUUUCGGAUCCUCAGAGUAUUCGAUCACUUCACCGAAUGCGAAGUGGAAGCCUGCCAUCAAGUCCGUUGGUCCCCAGUGCGAGCUUGGAUAGUAUUCGACGUGCGAUGCAGGAGAGGGAGGAACGAGAGGGGAGGGAAGAGUUGGAGCGGUUAGAAGAGGUCGGUGGGGAGAGGACCUUGACACCUCCCAUUCCGGACUUCAUUCUGAAUGGAGGGCCAAGGAGUAGCAUGGGAGGCUACAAUUCGAGGAAAAAGACCCAGGCUGGA